Molecule: messenger RNA, 2976 nt
Organism: Zalophus californianus (California sea lion)
Lineage: Eukaryota; Metazoa; Chordata; Mammalia; Carnivora; Otariidae
Gene: CD36
Product: CD36 molecule
Exons: 16
Coding region: 632-2050 (472 amino acids)
Biological process (GO): long-chain fatty acid import into cell; lipoprotein transport; receptor-mediated endocytosis
Cellular component (GO): cell surface; caveola; cytoplasm
Molecular function (GO): low-density lipoprotein particle binding; scavenger receptor activity; low-density lipoprotein particle receptor activity
Source: RefSeq, a predicted model, not a curated record
AAAAUGGCCAAAAAAAAAAAAAAAAAAGUCUGCUGAGUAUCUCAGAUAUAGGUAAUGGGUCCUCACCAGACUAUAAAAAUAGACCCGUUAAGAGCCAUACCAGUAGUGUGAUGUGGGUGGGUUUCUUUUUUUUUCUUUUCCUAAUUCCUCUGGCAACAAACCACUCAUUGGGAUUUGAUACCGUACUUUUUUUUUUAAAGCAUAUUUAAAAUCACACACUUUAUGUAACGAGGAUUUUAGUGUAGGGUUUUUCUGCAGAAUACCAUUUGGUCCUACCAAGAACUGUCUGUUCAAAUGUUUGAGCCUUUGAUUGAAAAAUCUUGCUUAGCCUUUUUAAAAGAUAACCCAAGGGAAUAAGAUACACUUACAAAUUCUACAAAAGGAAUAGGAUUUAUAAUCUGUAAACUGAUAAGAUACAGCUGAUCUCCCUGUAGACUCAAGAAAGAUAGCUUACGAAUGAUUAGAAGAAUUGAUUCUUUCUGAGACUCCUCAGAACAUUCCCUAUAAAAUUUGUAUCUUGCUCUAUACUCGUGAAUAAGUGCUAGAACCAGACCUCUUGAAACCACCUAAUCUGACCCGGGAGUUUGAAAGAAGCAGGUGCUGAAUUGUAAUUUUGCCCCUGAUUAAGAAAAUGGGCUGUGAUCGAAAUUGUGGACUCAUUGCUGGAGCUGUCAUUGGCGCAGUGCUGGCUGUGUUUGGAGGUAUUCUGAUGCCGGUUGGAGACAUGCUUAUUGAGAAGACCAUUAAGAAGCAAGUUGUACUCGAAGACGGUACAAUUGCCUUUCAGAAUUGGGUUAAAACAGGCACAGAAAUUUAUAGACAGUUUUGGAUCUUUGACGUGCAAAACCCACAGGAAGUGGUUGUGAACAGCAGUAGAAUCAAGGUUAAACAAAGGGGUCCUUACACAUACAGAGUUCGUUAUCUAGCUAAAGAAAAUAUAACCCACGACUCCGAGAACCACACAGUCUCUUUUGUCCAGCCCAAUGGUGCCAUCUUUGAACCUUCACUUUCUGUUGGAACAGAGAAUGACACCCUGACCGUUCUCAAUCUGGCUGUAGCAGCUGCACCCCAUCUCUAUCCAAAUGCAUUUGUUCAAGUGUUACUCAAUUCACUUAUCAAAAAGUCAAAAUCUUCUAUGUUUCAAAAAAGAACUGUGAGAGAGCUCUUGUGGGGCUAUAAGGAUCCGUUCUUGAGUUUGGUUCCAUAUCCUAUUGUUACGACACUUGGUGUGUUUUAUCCUUACAACGACACCGUAGAUGGUGUUUAUACGGUUUUCAGUGGGAAAGACAACGUAAACCAAGUUGCCAUCAUCGACACUUACAAAGGUAAAAGAAAUCUCUCCUAUUGGCCAAGUUAUUGUGACAUGAUCAAUGGUACAGAUGCAGCCUCAUUUCCACCUUUUGUUGAGAAGACACGAGUAUUGCGUUUCUUUUCCUCUGACGUUUGCAGGUCCAUCUAUGCUGUGUUUGGAGCUGAAAUUAAUCUGAAAGGAAUCCCUGUCUAUAGAUUUAUUCUUCCAUCCAUGGCCUUUGCAUCUCCACUUCAAAAUCCAGAUAACCACUGUUUCUGCACAGAAAAAAUUAUCUCAAAAAAUUGUACAUCAUAUGGUGUGCUAGACAUUGGCAAAUGCAAAGGUGGAAGACCUGUGUACAUUUCACUUCCUCAUUUUCUACAUGCAAGUCCUGAUAUUGGAGAACCUAUUGAAGGCUUAAGUCCAAAUGAAGACGAACAUAGCACAUACUUAGAUGUUGAACCUAUAACUGGAUUCACUUUAAGAUUUGCAAAACGGCUGCAAAUCAACAUAUUGGUCAAGCCAGCAAAAAAAAUUGACGCAUUAAAGGGUCUGAAGAGAAACUAUAUUGUGCCUAUUCUUUGGCUUAAUGAGACUGGUACCAUUGGUGAUGAGAAGGCAGAAAAGUUCAGAAAACAAGUGACUGGAAAAAUAAACCUCCUUGGCCUGGUAGAAAUUAUCUUACUCAGUGUUGGUGUGGUGAUGUUUGUUGCUUUUAUGAUUUCAUACUGUGCAUGCAGAACAAAGAAAGUAAAAUAAGCAGUAAAUGAGUUUUUACCUUUCUGUACCAGCUACGUCAGGACAUUUGUUACUAUUGGCCUACAAAAUGAAGAUUUAAUAUGCUCUCUUUUUACAAAACACACCUAAUCUUCUAGUUGAAGAAACGGUGACUUUUUUUUUUUUUUUUUUUGCACUAAGCAGCAGCACAUUUCUAAAGGAUUUUAAAAUGUUGGUAAAAUCCACACUUUGAACACAAAACUGGAACCUUUUAAAAUUCAUCAUGUGCACAAUCAAAUUAAUUUCAGUUUCUGUAGACCUGGCUCAAACAUGAACCAACUAUUUUUAUUGGGUACUGAUUCACUAACUGGUUCCCUGGUGGCAAAUUCAGCAGAGUGGACAUUCUCAACAAAAUUUGAACCCUGAACUCCUGUCUUCUUUAUCGAGGGAAAGACAUCAGUGUCCCUGUUCAGUUGCAAUAGACUGACCCCAGGGCUGUCAGUACAUCACAGUUCGUGAGCACCGACUAUUUUGAAAGACAUUUAAGAAUGGAAAGUAAAAUUAUAUAUUACUCAAGUUUCUCUCUGUGGAAUCCUUUGUACAGCAACAGCAGACGUUGUAACCAUUUCCUUACUGUAUAACGAUAUAUUUUGUCACUGAUUAUGCAAAUGGACAUCCUUUUUAGCACAUUUUGGCUCUUCAUGUUUAAGGACCUUGUCAUCUUCCAUGUUCUGCAGCUCUUCUGGCAAUAUGAAGAGGUUGUGAUCUUUCUACUCAGUUACACAGAACUUACACUGGGCACCUUCAGAAUGCUGUGCUAGGUAUUAAGAGAUGUAAAUGAUAAUAAAGGAAUUAUUGUAUGAAAGAUUAUCAAGAAUAGAAUGUGCGUUAAUGGCUAUUUGUAAUAGCUUUUGCUUUCAUAGUCACCUCAGAAUGGUCUCAACCAUUAAAAUAUGUUCUUCCUCAAA